Messenger RNA from Fibroporia radiculosa, 1287 nucleotides. RefSeq lists its product as uncharacterized. NCBI's taxonomy places the organism in Eukaryota, Fungi, Basidiomycota, Agaricomycetes, Polyporales, Fibroporiaceae. Gene Ontology annotation, molecular function: protein binding. Bases 1 to 1287 code for a protein of 428 amino acids. The transcript has a single exon. The record is from RefSeq and is a predicted model, not a curated record.
AUGGCUCGAAGCCGUAAUGCACGCAGGAAGAAACACACCUAUACGACAGAACAAGAGCCGACACCUACAGAGAACUCAAUGCUAUCUCUAGAUGAUGUGACAACGCAAAUUAUGGGCGCGUUCGAGCCAGUGACAUCUAAUAACCGAUCUCCUACAUUGCUCGAAAAUCCUCGUGUGGUGUGUGCGGAUAUCACAGAACCUGGAAUCCCUUGUUUUCUUUAUCUUUCUCCUACACCUGGCCAGGCAGACAUGGUUAUCAUCGACUAUCUCCUCAGCGUAAUGUGGACAAUCCGCGAGGCGCCGACUGCUUUGCAACAACCAAUACCGGGGCAUGAGCGAGAGUUGUACUUCCGCAUCGGCGAGGUCCCAGGAGGCAAGGGAUUGGGUAUGGUGGCCACCAGAGCUAUUAAAGCUGGGGAGCUAAUCCACGCAGAACGGCCGGUGGUCAUCUCGCGUCCCGAACUGUACACAACCUCAUCAUUAUCACCAGUCGGUGACAAAGAAUACUAUGAUAUGGCUCUUUCUGGUCUCUCGCCGCAAGCUCUAGAAUCUUUUCUGGCCCUGCAUAACGCCUUUCCGAAUGAAGGACCGAUCGAUCCGAUGUCUGGCAUCCUCAAUACCAACUCGUUCGACACCAGCCUCAAGAUUGGCGACGGGGAUGACAAUCUCGAGAAACUGGCAGGUUGCUAUCCGACUCUGUCUCGCGCAAAUCACGACUGUUCUCCCUCCGCCAAUUUCCAUUUCUCCCAGAAGACGUUCUGUGGGCAGUUCUUCGCCACGCGCGACAUCCUCGAAGGCGAAGAGAUCACCGUCACAUAUACCGAUUAUCUCAUGUCUCAUAAGGAACGUAACAGGGUACUCAAGAAGACUUAUGGUUUUAUAUGUACAUGCCGUACAUGUUCGCUGCCGCCUGCUCUUGUAAAAGAGAGCGAUAUGCGCAGACGGGAUAUCGACACUAUGCUCAAGGAUGCCGCGGAAGAUACAUUAAGAUAUCCUCAGCCUACAGAGCUUGAACUGCGGCAGCUUGUGCGUUGGGCAGAGCAAGAAGGCCUAUGGAUGACGCGUGGAAUGAUCCUCUACCAUGGUAGUCUGAUUUUGUCAGUGACUGACUGCCUCAACGUUGGCUUUGAAUGGCUCAAAGAGACGAGAAAAGUGUUCCGUAUGCUGCUAGGAGAAGAUUCGCUCAAGCUGGAGCACGUUGAUUCUCUUGGCCGCAAGAUGGCUCAGAAGCUGGCGAGCAAUGGCGUGCUGUGCCACUGGCCGACGACAGCCUUGGAAGGCGGAUGA